This is a messenger RNA of Pestalotiopsis fici W106-1, 444 nucleotides long. RefSeq names its product Ubiquitin-conjugating enzyme. Gene Ontology annotation, biological process: ubiquitin-dependent protein catabolic process; protein polyubiquitination. The transcript is spliced from 5 exons. Lineage: Eukaryota; Fungi; Ascomycota; Sordariomycetes; Amphisphaeriales; Sporocadaceae. Gene Ontology annotation, molecular function: ubiquitin conjugating enzyme activity. The record is from RefSeq and is a predicted model, not a curated record. Bases 1 to 444 code for a protein of 147 amino acids. Gene Ontology annotation, cellular component: nucleus.
AUGGCUUUGAAGCGCAUUAACAAGGAACUCACAGACCUGGGACGUGAUCCUCCCUCAUCAUGCUCUGCCGGCCCCGUCGGCGAGGACCUGUUCCACUGGCAAGCCACAAUCAUGGGUCCUAGCGACUCGCCGUACUCUGGAGGCGUAUUCUUCCUCGCCAUCCACUUCCCCACAGACUAUCCCUUCAAGCCUCCCAAGGUUAACUUCACCACUCGCAUCUACCACCCCAACAUCAACUCGAAUGGCAGCAUUUGCUUGGACAUCCUGCGUGACCAGUGGAGCCCUGCUCUGACCAUCAGCAAAGUCCUCCUGUCCAUCUGCUCCAUGUUGACAGACCCCAACCCCGAUGACCCUCUUGUCCCCGAGAUCGCACAUGUCUACAAGACAGACCGCCCCCGAUACGAGGCAACUGCCCGCGAGUGGACUCGCAAGUAUGCCAUCUAA